AUGGAGAAUGUGUCAUUUGACGAGGGUCCAGCACCCCAGGUCCUAGGAUGCCGGCUUGGAUCAUCAUGUCCAUACCUCCAUGAUGCCUUGGCUCUAGAGUCUAAUCGGUCUCCGUCGGAACAGCAGACACCCACUCAGCCUUUGCGUGGUGAUACCCAAACUCCUGUGCAGGAAAUCGUCGCCGAGGCCCAGAAGCUGGACAUCUGCGGUAAUCAGUCGAAGAGCUCUGCCGGUUCGCCGCCAGCCCAGCCCCAAAGACCGGUUUCUAAACUAGAGCAAUCAGACCCCAGAGAAUUCCAGAUCAACCAAUUGAGGCGGCGUUAUCGCCCACAGGAGAUCAAUGACGACCAAGGCUCUAUCUUGACCUUUGGAUUGGUUCCCUCUGAUCCUGACUUCCCAUUUGAGCUGGAGAGACUUCAAUGUGUCCUUCGUGUACCGGAAUCAUACCCCAAUGGGCGGCCUACGCUUACAGUGACCAAUUCUGAAAUGGAAGCUGCGUAUCAAGCCAAUGUUGCUAGGGGAUUCGACGAUAUUGUCGAUUUCACAAUCCGAACCAAUAAUCGGGGAACACUGCUAACCUGGCUGAACAGCUUGGACAAGCAGCUUGAGAAGCUACUUACUACCUUGGAGCGUGGGCCCACACUGAAAUUCGUCUCCAAUGUCGGUGAUUCCACUGCUACCAAGGAGCCCUCAAAGGCUCCAGAAAAAGCCCCGAGUCAGAGCUCUUCUAAUGUCAAUGCGACAGCACCAAACCCUCGUGCUAAAAAGCCAACUGUGGCAACACAAGCACGAAGUGUAGCUCCCAAACACUCAGCCGAGGCGAAAGCUACAGCUGAGAAGAGACGCGCACUCGAGACAAAACAACUCGAGGCGCGUCUUGGAAGAAUUCCUAUGUUCCAAAAGAUGCAAGAUGGGAGAACAUUCAUUAUUCCAGUCCAACCAGCCAAGAAGGAUCGCCUUCCUAGAGCACUUCAGGCACUCAAGACUGUGAGACUGAUUGUUCCAACCCUCUACCCGCUCGAUCAAAGUUCGAUUAAACUGCAGGGAGUUGAUGGACCAGAGGCGAAAGCCACAGAGGCAGGAUUCUCGCAGUGGAUUGAACAGACCUCGCAGCUGAAUCUGGUGUCUCAGAUCAACUACCUGGCAAGCAACAUGCAUAAAUUCGCUGAAACGCCUCUGCCAGAAGAGGAAAAGCCUAGUGAAGAAAUGUCUUCCACAGUUGAAGAAGAAGAAGAAGAAGAAGAAGAAGAAGUAGAGGACGAAGUAGAAGAGUCCACCGAGCCUCUAACUCAAGGCUCAGAAGAUCGACCCCAUCUCCAUGUUAUCCCUCGGCCACCAGAGUGGUCGGUUCCUGAUCCCCAUGGUGGCGCUGAGGGAACAACAGAAGAAUCCAGCUACGACGAAGAUGAAUACUCGGAAGAAGAAGAAAGCGAGGAAGGAGGCGCGCCUGUUCCCCCAUCGGUGGACACUGGCACCCCUGGACGAGGCGUCGCACUUUCAUUCCCAUUCUUGGAGCUUUAUGGUAUCGAGUUGUUGGAGCUUACUGCAUUGAAUAUCACUGUCAAGUGUGAUCGAUGCAAGACCUCCGUUGAUAUCAAGAACGUGCCUCAAGUUAGCGAUGAGAAGGGUGCCAUGCCGAAAAUGGAAUCUUGCAAGAAGUGUGCUAAUAACAUGAGCAUUGCAUUCCGGAGACAGCUGAUGCACACUCAUGCCAACCGCGCUGGUUAUUUGGAUAUGGAUGGAUGCAUCGUUGGCGACAUGCUACUGAGCAACUUCAUCCCAACAUGUGCUGAAUGCUCAACCCCACAUCCAGCACCUGGUGUAUCCGCCGUUCGCGGAGAAAGUGCUAUGGCUAGUUGCCGUGAAUGUCAUCGCAAGAUGGUCUUCAAAAUUCCCGAAGUGAAGUUCCUCCUUGUAGGCAGCGCAGCCAUCUCGGCCCGCGGUGGUCUCCCCCUCAAAAGAAAGCCCAAGGAAGUCCUCGGUAUCGUCGCAGGCCAAGAACUCCCCAGGCGUGGUCGUUGCCAGCACUAUGCCAAAAGUCAACGUUGGUUCAGAUUUAGUUGCUGUGCAAAGGUUUUCCCAUGUGAUAAAUGCCACGAUGCGGAAACGGACCAUCCAAAUGAACAUGCAAACCGCAUGAUCUGCGGCUACUGUUCUCGCGAACAAGUUUACAGACCCGAAAAUUGUGGAAUCUGUAAAGCGAUUCUCAUUGGAAAGGCUGGUAGUGGAUUCUGGGAGGGUGGAAAGGGAACGAGGAAUCGUGCUUUGAUGAGUCGAAAAGAUCCUAGGAAGUUCAAAAGACGGGGUGGGAAUGCUCCUACUUCGAGUGCGUCGAAGAGGAAGUAG
This is a messenger RNA of Penicillium antarcticum, 2346 nucleotides long. RefSeq lists its product as uncharacterized. The coding region runs from base 1 to 2346 and encodes 781 amino acids. NCBI's taxonomy places the organism in Eukaryota, Fungi, Ascomycota, Eurotiomycetes, Eurotiales, Aspergillaceae. The record is from RefSeq and is a predicted model, not a curated record. Gene Ontology annotation, molecular function: zinc ion binding. The transcript has 8 exons.